AUGUCCACAAAGAAAUACAACUUCAAUUCCGCUCUGGUCAUCGGAGGCUGCGGCUUCCUCGGCGGCCACAUCGUCUCCCACAUCCUCGACAGCGACCCCUCCAUCUCCAUCUCCGUCAUGGACCUCCGCAUCCCCAACACCCCACCCCACCCCUCCGUCGCCUACCAUGCCGGCGACAUCACCUCCCUGGACGACAUGACCCGCAUCAUCCAAUCCACCCGUCCAGACGUGAUUAUCCACACCGCAUCCCCCGUACACGGCAUGGGCCGCGAUAUCUACUUCAAAGUCAACGUCGAAGGGACACGCACAAUUUGCCGCGCGGCGAAAGCUGAGGGUGUGAAAGCAAUGGUAUUCACCAGUUCGGCGGGCGUGGUGUUCGAUGGGGAUGACCUCAUUAACGUUGACGAGAGUGCGCCGAUCCCCGUGGUUGCGAUGGAUGCGUAUAACGACUCCAAAGCCGAAGCAGAGAAACUCGCUCUCGGCGCGAAUUGUGACGAGUUCCGCGUGUGCGCAAUCCGUCCCGCUGGGCUCUUCGGCGAGGGGGAUCGUCAGUUGAUCCCCGGAAUGCUCUCCGUCCUCGCGAACGGACAAACUCAUUUCCAACUCGGCGACAAUCUCAAUUUAUUCGAUUUCACAUACAUCCUCAACGCCGCGCACGCCCACCUCCUUGCCGCCAACCAAAUACUCUCCCCAGACCCUUCUAUCGUCUCCACCGUCGCCGGCGAAGCUUUCUUCAUCACAAACGCCAGCCCAAUCUACUUCUGGGAUUUCCCGCGUACACUCUGGUCCCACCUCUCCCACGUCUCAAGCCGGCACCUCAUCCUCCCGCGUUCCCUCGCCGUGGUUCUCGCGGGCGCUGCGGAGUGCUGGAGUUGGAUCGUGGGGAAGGAGCCGGGCUUUACGCGGUUUAGGGUAAAGUUCUCGUGUGCGAAUCGGUAUUAUAAUAUUGGGAAGGCGAGGAGGGUGUUGGGGUAUGAGCCGAUUGUGGGCUUGGAGGAGGGGAUUAGGAGGAGUUUGGCAUGGGUUGAUGAGGAGAAGGCGAAGGAGGGGAAGUGA
This is a messenger RNA of Saitoella complicata NRRL Y-17804, 1056 nucleotides long. RefSeq lists its product as uncharacterized. Gene Ontology annotation, biological process: steroid biosynthetic process. The record is from RefSeq and is a predicted model, not a curated record. Gene Ontology annotation, molecular function: 3-beta-hydroxy-Delta5-steroid dehydrogenase (NAD+) activity. NCBI's taxonomy places the organism in Eukaryota, Fungi, Ascomycota, Saitoellomycetes, Saitoellales, Saitoellaceae. The transcript has 2 exons. The coding region runs from base 1 to 1056 and encodes 351 amino acids.